GGGUGCGAACCGACCGAACUGCUCCGGUUCGAGAGCAUAGCAUUUCGUCUCAGAUAUUCUUUCGUGCUACCAACGCGUAAGCGGGAGGGAAUGAAGGGUAAAAGCGAAAAUCAAAAUCACGAAGCUGUGAGCCAUAAAAAUAGGGGUCCAAGAUCCGGCGAUUACCAUGACCAUUUCUAUUUCCCUCACCGUCUCCGUUCCUCUCCACGGCAACUACGACCACAUCCACCUCCCGCCUGUUCCUCUUCCCUUGCUGUCCGGUCCAUCUCCUCCGUCUUCUGUUUCUUGGUCGCGGCGCUGGACCAUCGUGCGAUCCACCAGCGGCUUCUCAGGUAUGGACAACAAUGCUAGUUCAAGUCUGUUCCCUUUGCACCGCUGCAAAACUCUACACCUGGUUAGGCAUGCGCAGGGAAUUCAUAAUGUGGAAGGUGAGAAGGACUAUAAGGCAUACUUAUCACCAGAACUUUUUGAUGCUCACCUUACCCAUUUAGGAUGGGAUCAGGUUGAUAAUUUGCGCAAGCACGUCCAUGCAUGUGGGCUUGCUAAGAAGAUUGAUUUGGUUAUCACCUCCCCAUUGCUAAGGACAAUGCAAACUGCUGCAGGGGUGUUCGGCGGGGAUAGCUAUGCUGAUGGAUUAAGUGCACCCCCACUGAUGGUGGCAAAUGCUGGGAAUAGCGGCCGUCCUGCAAUUUCAAGUUUGAAUUGUCCACCUUUUAUUGCAGUGGAAUAUUGUCGAGAACACUUGGGAGUACACCCAUGUGAUAAGAGAAGAAGUAUAAGCGAGUAUCACCAUCUUUUUCCUGCAGUUGAUUUUUCUUUGAUAGAAGAUAAUGAAGACAUUUUUUGGAAAGCUGAUAUAAGAGAGGCAAAUGAAGAGGUUGCUGCUAGGGGAAUGAAAUUUAUUAACUGGUUGUGGACACGAAAAGAGAAGGAGAUAGCUAUUGUUACUCAUAGUGGAUUUUUGUUCCAUACCUUGAAUAUGUUUGGAAACGACUGUCAUCCUGUCAUUAAAAAGGAAAUCAGCAAGCACUUUGCCAAUUGCGAGCUCCGGUCAAUGGUGUUGUUUGACAGAAGUAUGCUCGGGCAAGAUUCCUCGAGUAGCAAUUAUCCUGGAAGGAUUCCGCGGGGGGUUGAUCUUCCAAGUGACGUUGCUCAUGAGAAGCACCCUGAGAAAGGUGGCAUGAAUUAGAUGCAGGCUCAAAGUCUCUCUCAUAGCUGUAUCGGGCGCUAUCAGUGCACAGGAAUCACUGGGAGUAGUGUAUUUCAAUGUAUAGUUUACAGCCUUUUCUUUUACAUCGAAGUGUUCUUCUGAUUUCAACUCUAGCAAUAAGUCUCUCUCAUAGCUGUAUUGGGCGCUAUCAGUGCACAGGAAUCACUUGGAGUUUCAGUAUAAUUCAAUGUAUACUUUACAGCCUUUUCUUUUA
This is a messenger RNA of Elaeis guineensis (African oil palm), 1424 nucleotides long. NCBI's taxonomy places the organism in Eukaryota, Viridiplantae, Streptophyta, Magnoliopsida, Arecales, Arecaceae. The record is from RefSeq and is a predicted model, not a curated record.